Molecule: messenger RNA, 765 nt
Organism: Phymastichus coffea
Lineage: Eukaryota; Metazoa; Arthropoda; Insecta; Hymenoptera; Eulophidae
Gene: Bin1
Product: histone deacetylase complex subunit SAP18
Exons: 5
Coding region: 76-540 (154 amino acids)
Biological process (GO): negative regulation of DNA-templated transcription
Cellular component (GO): nucleus
Molecular function (GO): transcription factor binding; transcription corepressor activity
Source: RefSeq, a predicted model, not a curated record
GAUGCACGUUCAGGACGCGUUUGUAUAAUAUAUAUGGUUGAAAGGUUAAGUUCGUUAGUUAAUUAGAUACAAACUAUGGCAUCAGCUGUGGAAUCAAUGGUUGUGGAUGAUAAACAAAUUCCUGAUAAACCCGUUGAUAGAGAAAAAACUUGCCCUUUACUUUUAAGGGUAUUUUGUAAUACUGGACGGCAUCAUAACAUUUCAGAAUAUACUAGAGGAAACGUUCCUUCAAACGAGCUCCAAAUUUAUACUUGGAUGGAUGCUACCUUACGUGAAAUCACUGCCCUAGUAAAAGAAGUUAAUCCAGAUGCUAGAAAUAAAGGAACAUAUUUCGAAUUUUCUUUGGUUACACCAGAAGUAAGAUCUGCAGGAUAUAGAAUGCGCGAAAUAGGUGUGACUUGUUCUGGUCAAAAAGGUGCUGAUGAUAAUAAAACUUUGGCUCAGGCAAGGUUCACUAUAGGAGAUUACUUAGAUAUUUCAAUUACUCCACCGAACCGUGUACAGCCAGUUGUACGACGAGGAAAUUUUAGACAAUACUGACCCAGGAGAACGAAGACCGCAACAUAAAUUUAUACUUGUGUUUAAGUUUGUAAAAUAUUGAAAUUAAUAUUGAUAUAAGUGACUAUUAUAAUCCAGUAAUUAUGCUCAAUGUCACAUUUGUGUAAUUUUAACCUCAAUUUUUAGAUGAUGACUAGAUCAACGUUACUUGUGUAAGAAUUUAAGCAUAAGUUUUGUAAUUUACAAUGUCAAAGUUAGUCAAAUAAU